UUUUUUUUUGACCUUUUGUUAGGUAGGGAGCAAACCAAGUUAUAUAUACUUGUCCAGUAAUUUAGUGAAACAAGAAUCCGCAGAAAAAUGGAGAUCAAACAUCUUAGCCUCAAACUCCUUAUCCUUUUCUCCUGCAUCGUCUACACAUAUGGAAAUGCAACAGAUUGUGUUUACACCAUCUAUGUGGAAACUGGCAACAUCCCAUUGGCUGGAACAAGAUCUAACCUAACCCUCUUCCUAAGCGACAGCACAAAGGCCCAACUCCCCAUUGUUAAUCUUAAAGAUUGGGGCUUAAUGGGCUCAGCCCACAACUACUUUGGGCACGGGGAAGUGGACCUCUUCGCCGGCAAAGGCCCGUGUUUACGUGGGCCCGUCUGCAGCAUAAUUAUCGUGCUAGACGGUUUCGAUAAUUGGUAUUGCCAAUCUAUAGAGAUAACCACGGUAGGCUCUGGAAAAUCGUGUUCGCAGAAGAAGUUCGAGGUCAAGAAAUGGCUCGACGUUAUUAAGGGGUCCGCGGUCAUUCUUCAAGAUGAGUGUUCGGACGACGACGAUGAUAGUGUGGUGGGCAAUGACCCUUUGGGGAGAUCUAAGGAGUGAACCAUCUCUAUGUAGAGUGAGAGGUCUGAGGUUGAGGAUUGAGUAGUGGAAAAUAAUUACAUAUGUUUUGGAGUUAGACAUUUUGUGAUGCUCGUAGAUUUUAGACAACUUGUGGAGCUUAAAUGUCCGAUUGAAAUAACCAUGUGACGAGUUGGGGGAUGUGCAAUUGGAAACUAAUCAAUAAAUUUGUGGAAUUUAAUUCACUUUUUUAGGACAAGAUUGGGCUUCCAUUUCUCAAUCCAAGGAUAGUGAAAUUGUAGUUUGGAUUAAAUAAUUAAUUUAAUACUUUUAACAUAUA
This is a messenger RNA of Salvia splendens (bonfire salvia), 895 nucleotides long. RefSeq names its product PLAT domain-containing protein 3. Bases 88 to 597 code for a protein of 169 amino acids. The transcript has 2 exons. The record is from RefSeq and is a predicted model, not a curated record. Gene Ontology annotation, molecular function: protein binding. Lineage: Eukaryota; Viridiplantae; Streptophyta; Magnoliopsida; Lamiales; Lamiaceae.